AUGUUUUUUACAAGUAAGUUUUUAUUUAAUAAAAAUGUAAAUAAUGAUGAAACGUUCGACAGUAGAAGUAAACACAGUGAUGAUGAAGAGGACGAAGGGUAUGACAAAAGUGGUUUAAAAGAAGAGAAUAAUAAUAUAAAGAAAAAAAAUAAUAGUAAAAAGAAAGAAAAAAGGAAAGAUGGACAUAAAAAUAAAGAUACGAAUAUAGAUUUGAAUAAUGCUGAUACUGAUAAAAAUAAAAAUAAAAAUAUGAAGAAAUUAAGUCAGGAAUUAGAAAAUAUUAAUAAAGAAAAGAAAAAGGUUCAUUUUGAAGAAGAUGAAAUAACAUCAGAAGAAUUAUUAAAUUAUUUUAUUAAAUCAUAUAAAAAUAAAAUAAAUAUAGAGAAUGAUGAAUUGUGUCAAAUAUUAACAGGAAAGAAAUAUUAUGAUAUUGAGCGACUAGCUAAAAAUGCAACAGAAAUAACACAAUAUGAUUUGAAGAAUAAAAAUAUUCAAAAAAAUAAACAAUCCUAUUGUAAAACAUGUGGAUAUAUAUAUAAUUAUGAUGAUUAUAUGUAUUUAUUUAUGAAAUAUUUUCAAUUAUUAAAUAUUAAAAAUCAUAAUGAAUUUUCAUAUGAUAUUAUGAAGUGUAUAUAUUGUGGAUCAGUAUUGGGAGAUAUAGAAAUAUUAUUUAACCAAUUUAAUAAUAAUGAAAAUUAUAUAGAAUUAUAUUCUUAUAGGGAAAAAUAUAUAUUCGAUAAAAAUAAAAAGGAUUAUUGGAAAAAUAAAAUUACGGCAUUUAAUAAAAAUACAUCAUUAUUUAAAGAAGAAGAAAAAACUGCAUAUAACAUCACAUAUGAAAAAUGUUUAGAUUGUGGAAAUGACUUUUUACAUUUUAUAAAUAUACAAACAAGGAGUGCAGAUGAAGGUUCAACGAUUAUUUAUUUCUGUCCAAAUUGUAAAAAACAAACAACAGUUAAUAAUUAA
Plasmodium reichenowi is the source of this 966-nucleotide messenger RNA. RefSeq names its product transcription factor, putative. Gene Ontology annotation, molecular function: zinc ion binding; nucleic acid binding. The coding region runs from base 1 to 966 and encodes 321 amino acids. The transcript has a single exon. Gene Ontology annotation, biological process: DNA-templated transcription. The record is from RefSeq and is a predicted model, not a curated record. NCBI's taxonomy places the organism in Eukaryota, Apicomplexa, Aconoidasida, Haemosporida, Plasmodiidae.